Messenger RNA from Paramacrobiotus metropolitanus, 689 nucleotides. RefSeq lists its product as uncharacterized. Gene Ontology annotation, molecular function: protein kinase activity; ATP binding. Gene Ontology annotation, biological process: protein phosphorylation. The transcript is spliced from 2 exons. The record is from RefSeq and is a predicted model, not a curated record. NCBI's taxonomy places the organism in Eukaryota, Metazoa, Tardigrada, Eutardigrada, Parachela, Macrobiotidae. Bases 30 to 689 code for a protein of 219 amino acids.
AUUCAGAUAUCGGAGGCGCUCAGCAGACGAUGUUCCAGAUCGUCAUGGAAUAUUGUGACGGGGGCCCACUUAGCCAGUAUGUCGCCAAGAAUGAAAUGCCAGCCGUUUUGAUACAAAAGUGGUCUCAACAAUUGCUCGACGUUUUGGUGUAUCUCCAUGAGAGACGAUUCAUCCACCGCAAUAUUAACGGCGCCAAUAUCAUCCUUAGUAGUCCGGAUGCGAACAGCUGUAACCUGAAAUUGACUGAUCUUGGAGAUGUGAAACGCAUCGUAUCGGAAGUUACCCAGGCAAAUGAGGUGCCAAACGAGAAGGGCACGCACCAGUUCAUGUCGCCGGAAAUGGUGAUGAACCACAGAGGAAAUGUUGGACGUUGCACCGACAUUUGGAGUUUGGGUUGCGUGGUCAUCCAAAUGGUUACCGGCAGGGCGCCGCGAUUUUUCCGAGGGAAGACGGAACUCCUUGAAAAUCAGUGUAUAAUGUUUUUCAUUGCCUCUGGAGAACCGCCGGCUCUGCCAAGCGGCCUGCCAGACUUAAUGCAACGGUUUAUCGAGCGCUGUCUUAUUAGCAAGGUCGAAGAUAGGCCAUAUGCUGCGACCUUGGCGAUGGACCCCUUCCUGAAGUCUAGCGAUACCACAGACUGGAAUAUGCCGAAUAGGAAAGACCACUGGAAAGUGUAUGAGCAGCCCUAA